CCAGCUGCCAUCCAGCCAGCCCUGCCAGCGCCACCUCAGCAGGCGCAGCACCGAAACAAGAGGAAGAUGAGAGGUCGCGACGAUAGGAGGAACCGUCGACCAGGAGCCCCAGCUCAGGCAGCACCACCGGUCCCGCAGCCCCCAGCUAUUUGCGCUACUUGUCAGCGCGUCCACCGGGGAGAGUGCCUGGCUGGGCAGGACAUUUGCUAUCGUUGCCGCAGGCCCGGUCAUAGGAUCGCAGACUGCCCAGAUCGCCCACAGCCCCAGCAGGGCCAGAGACCUCCAGCUCAGAGACAGCCAGCUCCGAGACAGCCAGUUCAGCACCCACCUCGAGGUGCACCUGCCCGUAUUUACGCACUUGACCAGGAGCAGGCCGCCGAGCAGCCAGGUACCAUGUCUGGCAUGCUCUCUUUACUCGAUGUACCUGUCUUUGCUUUGUUCGAUACCGGGGCGACACAUUCGUUCGUCUCGACCAAGUGUCUAGAGGCCAUAGGGGUUCAGGGUGUGAGUGACGUCGACCCCCUCGAGAUCAGCCUAGCUUCAGGGAGGAAGAUAGUCACGAGUUCCCUGGCCAAGAACCUUAGCAUGUGUAUUGGAGGCAGAACUCUAGAGGUAGACGCGUUCGUGAUCGAGAUGACGGACUUCGACCUUAUUCUCGGCAUGGAUUGGUUGGAGAGAUAUCACGCAGACAUCCAAUGCCGUGAUAGAGAGGUGACGUUGCACUUAGCCGAUGGAGACCACAUCACAUUCUUCGGGACAAGGACGAGGACUUUACCGCGUAUCAUUUCCAUGGCGAAGGCGUCUAAGUGCCUACGGAGGGAGGAUUGUCAGGGCUACCUAGUCACUAUACUCGGGGAACCUUCGGAGGAGCGCAUGCCCGAAGAUGUAACCAUAGUGAGAGAUUUCGUGGACGUCUUUCCGGAUCAGCUACCGGGAGGACCACCUAGUCGUCAGGUGGAGUUCACGAUCGACCUAUUUCCUGGAGCUGGGCCAGUGUCGAAAGCGCCGUAUCGUAUGGCGCCGAAGGAGCUUCAGGAGUUGAAGGCUCAGAUUCAGGAGUUGUUGGGUCUCGGCUUCAUCCGGCCGAGCGUUUCACCUUGGGGAGCACCUGUCCUCUUUGUGAAGAAGAAGGACGGGACACUGCGCAUGUGCAUCGACUACCGGGACUUGAACCGGUUGACGGUGAAGAACAAGUAUCCACUCCCCAGGAUAGAGGACUUAUUCGAUCAGCUGAGAGGUGCCCGUGUGUUUUCCCCGAUAGAUCUUCGUUCGGGUUACCAUCAGUUGAGGAUUCGGGAGUCUGACGUGGCGAAGACCGCGUUUCGUACCCGAUACGGUCACUAUGAGUUUGUCGUGAUGCCGUUCGGCUUGACCAAUGCGCCGGCGGUAUUCAUGGAUCUCAUGAACUGUGUCUCCCACCCAUUCUUGGACCAGUUUGUCAUCGUCUUCAUAGAUGACAUUUUGGUCUACUCGAGGAGCACAGCCCAGCAUGAGGAGCAUUUGAGGAUCGUGUUGGAGACUCUUAGGCGGGAGAAGCUGUACGCCAAGUUCUCGAAGUGCGAGUUUUGGCUUGAUCGAGUGGCAUUCCUCGGUCACAUUGUUACGUCCGAGGGCAUUGAG
Molecule: messenger RNA, 1620 nt
Organism: Striga hermonthica
Lineage: Eukaryota; Viridiplantae; Streptophyta; Magnoliopsida; Lamiales; Orobanchaceae
Source: the annotation of a GenBank genome assembly